CAUCCACAAGCUCAUCCCAGCAGGUGGUAAACACGGUGGAACCCUUCCAGCCUCCUACUAUUGCUUUAGUAGCGACACCUCCACAGUGCUACGGUGUCGUAUCAGCUUGUGCUUGGAAAUCAUCACAGCCCAACCUGCCGUGCUCCCUCCUCCUUCCUUAAGCCUUGGACCGACUACAUCCCGUUGCUCGAGUCCCGCCAACCGAAGUGCCAGCGGUUCGGACGGGAGGCUGGAGCUUUCCGCUGGAUGACACGAAUUCCUUACACUUGUCCACGUCCCCGCACAGUGAAAGGAAGAACGUAGCAGCUGGUGUGGAGCUGGUGGUCUUCUCCUCAGAUCAGUGUUGAUGGGGCUCUCCUCCCAGGCUGCUGGCUUCAUCACACCAAUGUGCAUCACUCCUGUUGUUUGAACGAGACACUUACACAGGAUCAGCAGCUAGAACUCAGGAGACAGGAAGGUGAUCCAGAGGAAGAAGAGUAGCCUUCCUCCCUCAGUGGAAGAACAGCUUCCUUCCUGUCCAGCUGUAACAACCACACCUGCACACCAGCCAGCUACAUUCAGUUUUCCAUGUCGAAGUCGGCCCAGAUGCCGCUGUCCAACAUCACGGUGCCAAAGCCCUCCAUCUCCAGGGUGCCCAGCAGCAUGGAGGGCAUCAACCAUGAGCUAGAGAAAGUCUUCAUCAAAGACAACGGAGAGAAGGACGAGCUCAAGUCUCUGGAGGUUCCGGAUGGGCGUCGGGCACCCUUCCCUCCCCAGCAGCGGAGCAGCAGUUCUCGCAGCGUGGACACUCAGACUCCUUCAGCCCCUGGGCGGUCCAGCAGCUGCUCCAGCCUGUCUCCUUGUCCCUCACCAGCCUGUCCUCCAGGGUCACAUGAUGGCAGUCCUUACUCUACAGAGGAUCUGCUGUAUGACCGGGAUAAAGAUAGUGGCAGCAGCUCUCCGCUCCCAAAGUUCGCCUCCUCACCCAAACCAAACAACAGCUACAUGUUCAAGCGCGAGCCGCCGGAAGGCUGUGAGAAGAUCAAAGCCUUCGAGGAGAUGAGCUCCCGGCAGGCGGCGGCGGCAGCGGCCCCCCUCUUCUCCUGCCCCGACAAAAACAAGGUCAACUUCAUCCCGACGGGCUCGGCGUUCUGCCCCGUCAAGCUGCCCGGCUCCCUGCAGCUGGCCCCCGCCUCGUGCCCCGAGGAGGACGACAGCAAUGCCGGGGCCGGCCAAGGUGCUGCCUCGCUCUACGGGACCCCCACUCAGGUUUCCACCAGCACCAGCACAGAUGACCCCCCGGAGGAGCCAGGGUCCCCGUCAGAGACUGCAGACACCCAGUCAGACAGCUAGAGCUGGGCGGGGCCGCCAUCACCACCACUGACUGUCCCACCAGGAGGGCCUCGUCUCUCUGUGCUGGCCCCCUCCACUCCCAUCUUAUCACUGCAUGACGUACAAUGUCCCUUCAUUUCCACCCAGACAGACGCUCGGAGCCGUGUGCAGGGAGCCGCCGGGGGAGGGGCCCUUUCCAGGCGUCCCCAGGAACACCCCAGCACCAUGGAGGGGGGGAGGGGCAUGCAUUUUAAACUGGUAGUAGAUUUCUGAUUAAAUUAUGUGUUGUGUUCUGUUUCAACAUUCACAGUAUGAAUAAGCUGUAAACGUAUCCACAGAUAUAUCCAGACACACAUAGCUCUAUGAAAGACAGGAACAGCUUGGUGAAACCUCUGGACUGGUUUACUGUGACGGAACGAACAGGAACAAUCCGCUGCACUUCAGGAUUCUGUUUACACUAUCAGCUGACAGGAAGCCCUGACUCCAACAGAACACAAUUAGAGCCUAGACCACAGAAAACUGUUACCAUGGCCACAGCCACUGCACAGUGUGUGCAUCUGGUCGUGGUUUCAGGUGUUUCACAAUCAGAUUCUAUACUCAGGUAAAUUGGAAUGUGUGUCCAUACAAAGUAUCUGCAGCUCCACAAAGCAGAACGAUUCCCUGUCAUGUCAUUCCUAGUUUCUCUCCAUUCCCAGACGGAUCGCUCCGAGCGUCCCAGGGCCCGCUUCGGGGCCGGACUGGUUCCCAGCCCGCAGCUGGAGCACUGUAGGGACCACACACACUGUGUGCAGGGGUGUGUGUGCGGAUGAAAGCGUUUCCACCAGGAUUUGGAAAAUGCAGCAGGGGUUGUUUUUGUGUCUCAGAGCGGAGCGGACCCCCUGCUGACGGUGGGCCGUCACAUCAAACCCAGACAGUUGGUCCUGCAGGAAUGCAGACUGGAUGUAUAAAUAUACAAACAUUUAUUCUGAUUUAUAGCUUAAUAUCAGCUUUAUUACCUUUUGAGGUUGAUGAGAAUAUGUUAAAGUUGGAUAAAUGAGGAAUUCCCACUUGUAUGUAUGGAAAGACUUUUUGUCCAUCUAAUCCAAGAUGAAGUUUAUUAAGAUUCCACAAAAUGGCCUCUGUAUCUUAACCAGGCAAGCAGCCAUCACCGUGACGGAGCUCAGAAUCAGACAAGAUUCAGUUGCUCAGCAGGUCAGACAGAAAAAUCUGAUUUAAAAUUUUUUUUCAUUAAAUGCAUCAAACAUAAGACCUCCUGCUAUUUUCAGUCUGCAUUCCCACCUAUUACAGCCCAGACCUUUGAUGAUCAUUUUAAAGUUAGAUAAAGUUCAGGGAACUGAGCUGUGAUGUAUAUAUCAGAGAGCAGUUUGUAUUUCCUCUGGGUUUAUAUAUAAGAAAACUGCAACACAUUUUUUUCUCUUAAGAUAAAAAAAAAUAUUAAAAACUGUCCAGGAAGAGUCUGAUUAGUGCAUUUCUUUUACUAUAAAUAAAGGCAUUAAAUAAAAAUGUACACAGAACUUCAAUUCCAUGCAAAAUUUUCUUUAUUUAAUAAAGUAAAAAAAGCAAAGCGGAUCAUGUUUGUGCUACCCACUGUGGGAAAAUGGUUGAUUUUCCUGGCAGAAAUAGUUUUUAUUUAUUUGUUAUUCUCUUUUAUCCAUCCGUCAUUGUUUCAGACAACAACACAAACCAUGAAGAUGUUUGUUUUUAGCAUUUUAUGGAAUUCCAACAUCAUAUCACAGCAGUCACAGACCGCCUGCUCAUUUCUAUUUGUUUUCAGACUGUCAGACUAAACGGUCAGUCAGACAGGAUCUGUGUUAAAAUCCUGUUUAAGCAAAUAGUUCAGUUAAGAUCUGAGUGACUACUGGCCUAAGGGAACUGAUCCCAAACCAUUUUUUUACCGCUAAGUUAAACUGUAGGCAUAAUAAAUAAAUGUUUGUACUGAGCAUACCUCCAGUCUUCAUUCUAUUUCCAGAACAAUCCUGAUCCAUGAGUGACAUUCCUGAGAUUUGACCAUCCCAAACACAGAUGAUUCAUUCCUGAAGUUCCAUCGCUGUGAGAGCGUAACAUGGAGAUGUGAGAGAUGAUUGGCUGCAGAUGCAGCAGCGCCUUCAUCAGAUUAAAGGAGCCCGCUGGCCUGCCUCCCUCUCACCGUCCGUCUGUUACCGCAGUGACGUUGCCGCCAAGCAACCAAACCCUGUCAGCAUCUUAUUUAUUCUGCACAAGAGUGAAUCAUAACCUGCAUUUAUUUUACUAUCUGGUAUGCUUGUUGACUCCCUGCAUUGACGUUCCAUUCCUAUUUUGUAUAUAUAUGUGGCUUUCGAAGAGGCUCAAUGCAAUGUUGUGGUUUCUAAGGACAUUUCAGCACCUUACCAAGAGCUUUAGCUUUCCCAGUAUCCCACAUAUGCUUGACAUGGGUAAACAAGUGUGUGCAAUAAUUUGAGGAAAAAACAAACAGAAAAACAGAGGUGUUGUCAUCCAGGAUGUUGCCCGUUCUUUGACAUGUUACAUUGCUUUGGUGUUGAGUUCAGAGGCUGGAUCAGCAAGCAGCUUGUUGCUAAAGCCAUCUCCUCCAAGACCAGCACUGCGAGUGACCAGAGCACAUCACCGGCAGGCAAGAGUGUUCCUCAACUCACUACAUGAUACUUCCUUGUGUAACCUGCAGUGUCAAAGUUCAUGCACAAUGGCAAUAAAAUCUUGGUUGUUUUGCCCAA
Messenger RNA from Xiphophorus couchianus (Monterrey platyfish), 4019 nucleotides. RefSeq names its product glucocorticoid induced 1a (gene glcci1a). NCBI's taxonomy places the organism in Eukaryota, Metazoa, Chordata, Actinopteri, Cyprinodontiformes, Poeciliidae. Gene Ontology annotation, cellular component: cytoplasm. The transcript has 7 exons. Gene Ontology annotation, biological process: podocyte development. Bases 568 to 1332 code for a protein of 254 amino acids. The record is from RefSeq and is a predicted model, not a curated record.